UCAGCCUCCUUGACUUCAUCGGAGGGAGGGGAGACCUCACCGGAAGGAAAUGGAGGAGGAGACAAAUCUGGGCGGCGCCGGCGGAGUGGAGGUGAAGGAGGAGGAGGGGGUCGAGUCGUUCGAGCCGACAGAGGACGAGCUGGUGCUGCACUUCCUGCGGCCGCAGCUGCGCGGGUUCGCGCCGCGCGUGGCGGGCGCGGUGGUGGAGGCGGACCCGUGCGCGGCGCCGCCGUGGGACCUUCUGGAGCGGCACGGGCUGCUGCGGCGCGGUCACGGCUACUUCUUCCAUGCGCGGCGGCGCGGGAAGGGGGGCCCGGUGCAGGUGCGGCGCACCCCGUUGGGCGGCGGCGGCACGUGGAUGCACAGCGGCAACAGGGAGGACCGGCGGUCCGUGACGGAGCUGGGCGUGGUGGCGCGGUGGUCCAUGACGCGCUACUGCUUCUACGCCCGGGACAGUGCGCAGGGGCGGCGGAGCACCGGGUGGGUCAUGUCCGAGUACGAGAUCACGGACCCGCGGUGCUACCGCCGCGCCGACGACGGCGAGGAGGAGGAGUACUGGGUGCUCUGCCACGUCCGCCGCAGCACCAGGAAGAACGUCAAGCCGCGCUCGCGGAGGCGGUAGGCUGCCGCGCCUCGGCUCGGUCGCCGGCAGGCGCAAGGCGGAGACCGGAGAGGAUCCCCGAAGAAUCUCGUUGUGCGUUUCUUGUGUUCGUCGCCCGGGCUGUGUGAUCUGUCGGUCGGUCGGUCCGCGCGCGUGCGCCACGUGC
Triticum dicoccoides is the source of this 767-nucleotide messenger RNA. Its product is annotated as NAC domain-containing protein 92-like. The coding region runs from base 50 to 622 and encodes 190 amino acids. NCBI's taxonomy places the organism in Eukaryota, Viridiplantae, Streptophyta, Magnoliopsida, Poales, Poaceae. Gene Ontology annotation, molecular function: DNA binding. The record is from RefSeq and is a predicted model, not a curated record. The transcript has a single exon. Gene Ontology annotation, biological process: regulation of DNA-templated transcription.